Anopheles cruzii is the source of this 298-nucleotide messenger RNA. It is a transcript of the gene Mocs2A, whose product is annotated as molybdopterin synthase sulfur carrier subunit. Gene Ontology annotation, cellular component: cytosol. The coding region runs from base 20 to 298 and encodes 92 amino acids. Lineage: Eukaryota; Metazoa; Arthropoda; Insecta; Diptera; Culicidae. The transcript has a single exon. Gene Ontology annotation, biological process: Mo-molybdopterin cofactor biosynthetic process. The record is from RefSeq and is a predicted model, not a curated record.
ACGGCGGGACUAAUGACCGAUGGACAGAAACACUGGUCCUGUGCGUGUGAAACUGUUGUUCUUUGCCAAGUCGCGCGAGCUAGUCGGUAGGUCCAGAGAGGACGACUUCCUUGUGCCACGGGCCGAAAUUAGGUGCUCCGAUCUGCUCGACCUAAUCUGUAAUCAGUUCAACCUCCUUAUAAUCCGCAACAAUGUAAUACUGGCGCACAACGAACAGUACUGUGACGAUCUGAGUGCAACGAUUCGCAUACGCAACGGUGACGAGCUGGCCGUGAUUCCUCCGAUUUCGGGCGGAUAA